Messenger RNA from Thermothelomyces thermophilus ATCC 42464, 2051 nucleotides. RefSeq names its product NADP:D-xylose dehydrogenase. The record is from RefSeq and is a predicted model, not a curated record. The transcript is spliced from 3 exons. NCBI's taxonomy places the organism in Eukaryota, Fungi, Ascomycota, Sordariomycetes, Sordariales, Chaetomiaceae. Gene Ontology annotation, molecular function: nucleotide binding. Bases 571 to 1758 code for a protein of 395 amino acids.
GUCAAGCGCAUCGUGCAUAUUCCAUCUCCAAUGCCAUCAAGGCCAUCGAUGACCCCCCUUGUACAUACAUACAGUACGAUGCGGAUCGAGCGACGUCGUCAGAUCCCUGCAACGACCCCAAUUUCGCCCGGGGAAGCUCCCCCGGCGGUUCCCAGCAAUGUUCCAAGCAGCAGUCUAUCGAUGCCUUUUGAUUCGCCAUGACCCGCUUCAGUGGGCCGUCACAGCUGCUUCGAGCGCGGAGAGCUCUUAAUAAAGGGCCCAGCGGUUGCACCCGCCGUCCUGGUUCUGUGGAGAGAUAGUUUCGGCUAAUUACCCGCAACGCCGUCGCUGCCCCGCCAUGAGCCCCAUCGACGGAGGGGAAGACGGGAGGGGAGGGGAGCGCGCCGAUAACGACCUGCUCCGCACUCGGUCUUAAGAGCACAAGCGCCGACAGGUUGACAAAAUAUCCGCAGACGCGAACAGCGGUCUCGCUCGUAAAUAAAUAGGUUCGCCUCGCUCCUCUCUGUGUCGAGCCCGGUUCUGCUCGCUGUAAUCAACGGGUCGAGUCCUCCGCACCUUAAAACAACAGCCAUGGCGUCGUCAACUGCGUACACGGUGAGGUGGGGUAUCAUGGCCACGGGUUGGAUUGCUGAGGUCUUCACCAAGGACCUCCUCACCAACCCGGCCGUCCGCGGCGUGCAAGACGUCCGCCACGAGGUCGUGGCCGCCGCCUCGUCCAGCUCCAAGGACAGGGCAGCCGAUUUCCUCGGCAAGGUCAAGGCCCCGAGCUCCGCCAAGGCCUACGGCUCGUACCACGAACUGGUGGCCGAUCCCGAUGUCGACAUUGUUUACGUGGCCACCCCGCACAGCCACCACUUCCAGAACGCCAUGCUCGCCCUCGAGGCCGGCAAGAACGUGCUCUGCGAGAAGGCCCUGACGGUGACGGCCUCGCAGGCGCGCAAGCUUGUAGAGACGGCCCGUUCCAAGGGUGUCUUCUUCAUGGAAGCUGUGUGGACCCGCUACUUCCCUCUCAGCAUCCAGGUGAGGAACCUGAUCUCGUCGGGGGCCAUCGGCACCGUCUACCGCACCAUUGCCGACCUGUCGCUCGGCAGGGACUCGGGCGACGGCAAGGUCGACUUCGCCGACUCGCACCGCAUGGUCAACCCCGACCUGGCGGGCGGCGCCCUGCUGGACCUCGGCAUCUACGCCCUGACGUGGGUGUUCCAGACGCUCUACCACGUCCAGCCAGAGGAGCAGAAGGAGAAGCCCAAGGUGGUGGCGGCCGUCAACAAGUACCACACAGGGGCGGACGAGACGACCAGCAUCAUCGUGCAGUUCCCGCAGCACAAGAGCCACGGGAUCGCGCUCACGUCGCUCCGGGUGGCCAGCGACCCGGACGGCAAGAACAGCGGCGGCGCGGCCAUCCGCAUCCAGGGCUCGACGGGCGAGAUCCAGGUCAUGGGCCCCGCCUACUGCCCGCUGCAGUACCGCGUCAUCAAGAAGGGCGGCGACGGCGGCGAGGUGCAGGUGGUCGACUGCCCGAUCCCCAAGGACGCCGAGCGCGACGGCUGGGGCCAGGGCAUGUUCUGGGAGGCCGACGAGUGCGCGCGCUGCCUGCGCGACGGCCGCAAGGAGAGCGCGACGCUGCCGUGGAGCGAGAGCAUCGCCAUCAUGGAGGUCAUGGAGGAGGCGCUGCGCCAGGGCGACGUUGUCUACCCGGACGUCAUCUCGACCGACGUGUACGACCCCCAGAGCCCGCUGAACACGGGAAAGCGGUAAAGGAUCCUGUCAGGCUCGGGCGGGUGAAUUAUGACGAGCUGGGGAGGGUAAGAAGAUUAUGUCGGGGGGGUUCGUCGACGGGACAGAGUGGUGUUUUACCGGCAGUGCUGUUGUUGUUCAUGCACAUAAGGCAUAUAUGUACAUAGGUAUGUAUGUACAUACAUACAUAAUACUUAGGGGAGCCCGAGUACGGAUACUUUCCACUUCAACUCGCCCGGGCCCUGCUGGACUCGGGGGAUUUGUUGGAGCUAGAGAGGAUAGUUAGCCCCCUUGUUGGCCUGUGAUAGUGUACG